This is a messenger RNA of Trichosurus vulpecula (common brushtail), 667 nucleotides long. Its product is annotated as 5-demethoxyubiquinone hydroxylase, mitochondrial-like. Gene Ontology annotation, cellular component: mitochondrial inner membrane; nucleus. The record is from RefSeq and is a predicted model, not a curated record. Gene Ontology annotation, molecular function: 3-demethoxyubiquinol 3-hydroxylase activity. NCBI's taxonomy places the organism in Eukaryota, Metazoa, Chordata, Mammalia, Diprotodontia, Phalangeridae. Gene Ontology annotation, biological process: regulation of gene expression; ubiquinone biosynthetic process; regulation of reactive oxygen species metabolic process.
AUGGUGGGCUGCGCCGGGGCGCCCGCGGCUUCUGUGCUCCGGAGGCUAUGCUCCGGGCCCCGGCUCCCCACAGGUUAUGCAAGCAGUGCCAGCAUCAGAUUUUGUAGUACGGGAAAGACCUAUGAAAAUAUCAACCAUGCCACUGUAGAUCGUAUCAUCCGGGUGGAUCAUGCAGGGGAAUAUGGAGCCAACCGCGUAUAUGCUGGACAAAUGGCUGUACUAGGUAGAACAAAUGUCGGACCAGUUAUUCAGAAAAUGUGGGAUCAAGAAAAGGCCCAUUUGAAAAAGUUUAAUGAGUUGAUGGUUAAAUUUAGAGUCCGGCCAACCAUUCUGAUGCCUUUUUGGAAUGUAAUGGGCUUUGUACUGGGUGCUGGGACAGCCUUACUUGGGAAGGAAGGGGCAAUGGCUUGCACUGUGGCUAUAGAAGAGUCAAUAGCACACCAUUAUAACAACCAGAUUAGGACAUUGAUGGAAGAAGAUCCAGAAAAGUAUGAAGAACUCCUUCAGAUAAUUAAACAGUUUCGGGAGGAGGAGCUAGAGCGCCACAACACUGGGCUUGACCAUGAUGCGCAGUUGGCACCAGCAUACGCCAUCUUGAAAGGCGCUAUUCAGGUUGGAUGCAAAGCUGCAAUAUAUUUAUCAGAACGAUUUUAAAAUAAUUCUUUGU